Molecule: messenger RNA, 1501 nt
Organism: Juglans microcarpa x Juglans regia
Lineage: Eukaryota; Viridiplantae; Streptophyta; Magnoliopsida; Fagales; Juglandaceae
Product: plasmodesmata-located protein 6
Exons: 3
Coding region: 199-1098 (299 amino acids)
Cellular component (GO): plasmodesma
Source: RefSeq, a predicted model, not a curated record
UAGCUUCAAAUCAAUCAUAUGCGCACCCCAUACAUCAGUUUCUGGCCUGAAUCCCUUACGUAGUUUCUCCUCAGAGCAACCAAAGAGCGCUCUCUCCCACAGAAACACAACUGUUUGAGCUCUCAGUUCCGAAAUACUCAUAGCUCCCCGAUCUUCAGCAACCUCUCCAUAAUCUCUCUACCUACCUGAAACAUAAACAUGUCUGUGAGUAAUAAAGCUGUUUCUUUGCUCUCUCUCUCUGGUUUUCUUCUCACUAUCUCAACCCUCACGACUCCCUCGGAUUCGGCCAUAGAUACCUUCGUCUUUGGUGGGUGCUCUCAGCUGAAGUACACGCCGGGUUCACCGUACGAGAACAGCGCCAACUCGAUCCUCACCUCCCUGGUCAACUCAGCCAUGUUCACCACCUAUAACAACUUCACGACCACCGGCUCCACCCAACAAGACACCGUCUACGGCCUCUUCCAAUGCCGGGGAGACCUCCAGGAUAGCGACUGCGCCCGGUGCGUUGCUCGUUCGGUGAGUCAACUCGGCACCCUUUGCGUUAACUCUUGCGGUGGCGCGCUGCAGCUCGAAGGUUGUUACGUGAAGUACGAUAAUACCACCUUCUUGGGUGUGGAGGACAAGACGGUGAUUGUCAAGAAAUGUGGUGCGCCGACGAUUGGGUACGACUCCGACGCGUUGACCAGGAGAGAUGCCGUGCUGGCGUAUCUGGGGACCGGUGAUGGUGGGGCCUACAAGACCUUCAGGUCGAGCACCUCCGGCGAUCUUCAGGGCGUGGCGCAGUGCGUGGGGGACUUGAGUGCCGGCGAGUGCCAGGACUGCCUAACGGACGCCAUCGGAAGGCUGAAGACGGAGUGCGGGACCGCCGCGUGGGGCGACAUGUUCUUGGCCAAGUGUUACGUGCGCUAUACUGAAGGCGGCGUUCGCUCGCACGCCGGAGAGGAUUAUGAUAAUGGGAAUGAUAAAGACAAUGAUGAUGAUGAUGAUGAUGAGUGGAACAGGACGCUUGCAAUUAUAAUUGGAGGCGUAGCAGCAGUUGGAUUGCUCAUAAUAUUCCUUUCCUUCUUAAAUAAGCAUUUUGAAAAAGGUUGUAAGUAAAUUACUAUCUGGUGGAUGGUAUUUCUGGAUCUGCUACUAUCAACCCUGUUUCCUCUGGUAAAUAAUUUGGCUUUCGGUGGCUCUUUUGUGUCUCUUUAUAGGUUUUGGUCUUUUUCUUUUUCCUCACCACUAUCACUUUCUUUAAGUUCCUCUUUCAAAUUUCCUCUGAAGAAUACUUGUGAAGGUAGAUAGAAAGAUGUCAAUGGAGCACCUUGAAACAAGUGAAAAAGAAAAGUUGUGAUAGGAAGAAAAGCUCAAUAAUGUACUCCCACUUAAGUCUUAAUAAUGUUAGGUUGCCUCUAAUCUUUAUAAAACAGUUGACACUUUAGUGAAAAGUGUGCUCUUUGUAAUGCUGUGGGCAGUGCCUCUGUUUGGUGAUAUUAGAGUGCUUUUGCUUUAGUCU